Messenger RNA from Lachancea lanzarotensis, 2013 nucleotides. RefSeq names its product LALA0S10e04236g1_1. The transcript has a single exon. The coding region runs from base 1 to 2013 and encodes 670 amino acids. Gene Ontology annotation, biological process: positive regulation of transcription from RNA polymerase II promoter by galactose; DNA-templated transcription. Gene Ontology annotation, cellular component: nucleus. Gene Ontology annotation, molecular function: DNA-binding transcription factor activity, RNA polymerase II-specific; RNA polymerase II cis-regulatory region sequence-specific DNA binding; zinc ion binding. NCBI's taxonomy places the organism in Eukaryota, Fungi, Ascomycota, Saccharomycetes, Saccharomycetales, Saccharomycetaceae. The record is from RefSeq and is a predicted model, not a curated record.
AUGUUUCACAAAUUUUAUGCCACGCCUGCGGUCAAAGUGCGUAAUCGCACAAACAACAAGAAUAGCGGCAACAGCAACGUCAACAAUAAUAUAAUUGUUGAACAACCGUUGGACACACUUUCCAAGCGACAAAAGACAGCUAAAGCUUGUGACCGGUGUCGAGAGCUACGUAUCGAUUGUGAUGAACAAAGGCCGUGUUCGCAAUGUCUCGAAACCAAUACAAACUUUUCUGUUUCGCAUCCAGCACGUAACCAGUCAUCACCACAGACCGUCCUCAGUAGCGAUUGCUCGGAUCACGCAAGACGUGACCUUCCGUCGAUAAGUCCUACCGACCCUUCACCUCAUAUGAGCACAAGUCAAAAAAGUCCUGGAGUUGCUAGAACAACAGCCAACGACGUAUCCAAGAACCAAGUGGAUCUUGCAUCGCAUGUCGAGGGCUUUUUCGGCACGGGCCAGCAAGCUUUCGAUUCGUCUCCGAAUGGCGAGCCACACACUGAAGGUGCAUUCCCACAGCUCCCGCACCCUGUGUUGCCUUCGGAAAAUUGGACAAUCGCAUCCAUUUCACUACCAGUCAGCGAGCGAAAUCAUUAUCUUCAGCUGUUCUGGAGCGAUUGCCACCCUUUUUUGCAAAUUGUGAGCGAGAAGGACUUUGCAGAGCUCAGCACGUUACCACCAUCAACAACCAAUGAAAACUACUCCGCUCAGCAUGCUUUAGUCGAUUCAAUGAUCGCGUUAGGAAUUCAGCACAGUCAUACUACAAGACUUUCUGGACGCGUCUUGGGCCUCCCACAACUAUAUUCAGUGGAAACACCUUGGCCAGGUUUCGAAUAUUUCAGCCGUAGCUGUGAGUGCAUGAGAUCAAGCGCCGAAGUAACCAUCAAUGCUCUUCGAUGUCACGUCCUGUUGGCUCUCUAUCUCAUGAAGGGCAGUGCUUUUCGCAAAGCAUACAACCUCGUCGGUAUUACUGUGCGGAAAGCAUACAUUGCCAAAUUCCAUCGGAUACCGCCUAGUCAUUUACCUGAGGCUGAGAGGACCGCACGCGUACAAUUGUGGUGGAACCUCUUUUCGCUGGACCUCUGCUGCUCCCUACAACUUGACAUGCCCGCUGCCAGCCAGAAGGGCCUUGUCAAAUGUCCUCCACCUAGUGAAGAUGCACUUCGUCGCUACGUUUUGUCUACUAGCCAUCGUGACCCCCAUCGUGAUGUAAACUCGUACACAGUUCAUCUCGUUCAGCUUUGUGUGAUUAUAGCCGAUAUCAGCGAAGGUGGCUCGACUGCAGACAUUGUUGACGAUAACGAAGACAUCAACGGUCCUUCUUCAACGCAUCUCGAAGAUCACGCUCUUCUUUUAUCCUCUGCUCUUGGCAACCUUGAAGGAUGGCGCGAUGCGUUACCAGCGGAAUUACGGUGGCUUCCGAGUGAAGGUGAUUUAGACACUGCUCGAGCCGCUGCUUUUCAAAACUGCUGUCUUUUGCCUGUUUCUAUUCAACGAGUAGCAAUUCUUUUGGAGCUCCAGUAUCACAAUACAUAUACCCUGGUACAGCGCCCCUUCAUUCGUCUCCGCAACAUUGCAUCCAACGACUCAGAGGCUAUUGAGUCUCACAUUAACAGCUCUCUUCGUCAUGCAACUAAGAUAGUCAACACAAUAUACACAGUGUGCUCUACGUCUGAUCUUUUGUACGGGUGGUCAGAGAUCUUGCAACCUCUGUGGAAUGCUGCAUUAACGAUAAUGGCUUAUGUUUACGCAAAUUCGUUGAGUAUAAUGGUACCAGAAGCGCUUGACUCGCUCUCGCGUGCUCAAACAAUUUUCGAACUGUUUUCCUCUGCCAGCACCACAGCUGUCUCCGCCAAAACUACCAUUGAGUCCCUCACUAGUGGGUUGCUAGACAUGGUGGCUAAUGUCUCGGGUGCAGUUACAAAUAAUGAUUUGAUGAGCUGGGACCUUUUUGCAUCGCUAAUGGAAGAUCGUCAAAAAACUCCUGGCGAGUUUGGAAACGUUGCAGAUCAACUGUGA